Messenger RNA from Erythranthe guttata (spotted monkey flower), 1370 nucleotides. RefSeq names its product WRKY DNA-binding protein 62 (gene WRKY62). Gene Ontology annotation, biological process: regulation of DNA-templated transcription. The record is from RefSeq and is a predicted model, not a curated record. Lineage: Eukaryota; Viridiplantae; Streptophyta; Magnoliopsida; Lamiales; Phrymaceae. Gene Ontology annotation, molecular function: DNA-binding transcription factor activity; sequence-specific DNA binding.
UUCUAAUAAUAUAAAUACACAUUCAAAAGGCAUUUUGGCUCAUCUUCCUACUACUACUAUUUAUAUAUAUACAGUAAAUUAAAUAUAUCUAUCUAUAAUAUAAUACUACUAUAUAUAGCAUGACGAGUUCUUGCUGGGUUGCAACAGAGGAGGCGGUUGAUCGGAAAAUUAGGGUUAUCGGUGAACUGACUCGCGGUCGGGAUGUAGCUGACCAGCUCCGGCAGAUGCUUCGUGAAAGUCGUCAUCAUGGGGUUGGGGUUGAUGAUGAUGCUUCCUCUUCUGUACUGCCUGCUCAGGGCCUAGUCGGCAAAAUCUUGGACUCAUUUACUCAUUCCCUUUCGAUUCUUUCUUCCGAUGAGGCUUCUCAAGUUCCGGUGGGGUUCAGUUCACCUUCACUGAAAUCCGAAGAUUCCGGCGACAGCUGCAAGACGCCGCUGCCUAAAGAUCGGAGAGGCUGCUACAAAAGAAGGAGAAGUUCAGAAACAUGGACAAAAGAGACAGGUUCGUUGUUUGAGGACGGUCAUGCAUGGAGGAAAUAUGGACAAAAAGAUAUCCUUAACGCCACACAUCCCAGAAACUACUUCAGAUGCACGCACAAGUUUGAUCAAGGAUGCCAAGCAUCAAAACAGGUGCAGAAGAUACAAGAAGAUCCACCUCUGUACAGGACAACUUACCAUGGUCAACACUCUUGCAAAGACUUUCUAAAGUCGUCUUCGUCAUCGUCGUCACCACACCACAUCAUCAUGGACCCUCCUGCCUCACACGAUUCUUCUUCCGUCAUCUGGAGCUUCGGAUCACGCCACCUUCCAGACCCGACGACGACGGAUAAUUAUAAUAAGAAGAAGAAGAAGCAGCCCAACUCUGACGAAGCUGCAAUCUGCAUCAUCAAAGAGGAAGCAAAGGAAGAUUAUUAUAACAAUAAUAAUAAUUACGGAGGAGGAGUUUUGAAAUCUCCUUCUUCAUCUUCUUCUUCACAGCUUCCUGCAUCAGUAGUACUGCCGCCACCGUCGGAUAUUCAUAUUCAUGGGGGGGAUUAUUUCAUAACCCAGGAUCAUUAUAAUAAUUAUAAUCUGACUUGGGGUCAAUUUUCAGACGGCUCGGUUAUUUCUUCUUGCACUACAAGCACUAAUCACACUAGUAUGGAGAUGGACAUAAUGGUUGCCUCUAAUUUUGAAGAUUUUCAACUUGAAUCCUUCACUUAAUUAUAUCAUCAUUACCUAAGCUAGUUUAAUUAGUUUUCCCUUAAUUAAUUAGUGUUUUCAUAUUUCUACUUUAGAGUACUUAAUUACGUAGUGGAUGUAAUUAAUAAUCAUGUAAUAUAAUGCUGCUGUACAUAGCGAGGAGUCUAGUUUCGUUUCCAUUUCCAUUUC